This is a messenger RNA of Odontomachus brunneus, 6435 nucleotides long. RefSeq names its product dynein regulatory complex protein 9. Gene Ontology annotation, biological process: cilium organization. The transcript is spliced from 6 exons. Gene Ontology annotation, molecular function: protein binding. The record is from RefSeq and is a predicted model, not a curated record. Gene Ontology annotation, cellular component: motile cilium; cytoplasm. The coding region runs from base 3807 to 4850 and encodes 347 amino acids. NCBI's taxonomy places the organism in Eukaryota, Metazoa, Arthropoda, Insecta, Hymenoptera, Formicidae.
CUCUCUCUCUGCCUUCGUGCGGGUUAGGUCCACUACGGACUGUGAUAACAGCCGACAGGGUGCGUCCUUACCCUCGUCUUGAAUGGGAUUACCGUGUCGGAGCCGUUGGGCGAAAUAACAGUGGAGUGAGUCGAUAUAUUUUUUCAACUUUUCCGAAUUUUUGUUUAUUGUUGUAGCUGUGCACUCUUGCGCGGUUGCUGUUAGUUUGCAGGGGACGCGUAGCGACACAACUCAUCGGAAGUUUUAUUCCAGCCUUCGGUUACCAGGGUAUGCACAUUUUAAAAGGGUCACGUUUUUAUGUUAACAUCUCCCGUAAAAAUAUAACGACUGAUACUAAUCCUUUCUAUAGGCAAAUUGGAAAGAAUCGAUCCGCCAAAAUCGAUUUCAUGGGAUUAUGGAAGUUGGAGGUGGAGGGGGGUUGUUAAAGAAUACUCGAAUUCCUAUCUCAUUGUGUCCUAUUCUCUCAAUUCUCGGUAUGUUAAUAUUAUUUUGUUUUUUGUGAUAGAUCUUUUGUUUUUGUAAAUGUGUGAAAUAGAAUGAUUCUAUCAAAUAUUUAAUAGAGAAUGCAAAGAAAUUUCACACCUAUUGAAAAAUUAUUUAGUUUCAUUAAAAAAAUUGUUUAAAUUAUAAUCUUUAGUUUCAUGAGUUACAAAUUCAUAUCUGUGUAGUAUUCGAUUUCUCAGUUCAUAUCUUUGACGUCUAGAAUCAGGAGAGAUCUAGAUCCGAAGCUACUACGUCGAGAGCGUUUACAUACACUUUACUUUUAAUUGACUCAAAACUGCUGACUUGAUGGAUUAACUCAUUUUUGCGCGACAUUAUUCACACAUUUCGCGGAUCAUAUUUCACGCACUUGACAUUUUCUUCAUCUAAUCUUUGCAUCUCGCCAAGUUCGUUCUUAUUGGGAAGUUUCGUUGACAUGUGUUUUGCCUCAAUGUGUUUCGUCGACAUGUGUCACCUCAUGAUUAAUCGACACAGGUCUUGAAAAUCACUACAGGGAACUGCUCAUGCCUACGCCGAUAUACACGCAGCCACACCACACAGGUGGCCCGAUAAACUCUACGAAAUUCGACAGGCUUCAUUGUGACAUCAUCACCUUGUUUUCGCGUAUUCACGAUCCGGUGUUCUUUGCGUUAAACAAGAGAGAGCGAGCCUGAGGGAUCGCGAAGGACCUUUACAGGCAAUGCAGAUUCGAUUAAAGUCCUCUUCCGACGUGAGAAACUUUUCCAAUCAAACUGGUACGUGCUGGCGCGCCUUUUUUUGCCUUCGGUUUUUUCCCCGCGGGAUUUUUUCCCCUUCCAUACGAGCGCCGUGACCGGGACCUUAACGCGAUCGGAUAGUAAUUAUGUCGGUAUCAAUUUAACUGUUUUCGAUUUUUAGUCGCUUCGUCCAUGAGAGCGGAAUAAUUGAUGAAGGAAAGAAUCGCACGAGAGCUCUCCACCGCUCACUUUUCCUCCCCCCCGUCCUUGGACAGAUCAAGUAGAACGAUGUUUAUCGAGUUUCCGCGAUUUUCUUUUCCUUAUGUAAAUAUCAUUCGUGAAGAUGUUCGCGCGCGCGCGCGUAAGAUUUUAACGGAGAAUGCGUCGUGCUCGAUCGCGUUUAUCCGCAAUCCUAUCUUUGCAAAGCGCAUUAUUGCGUAUACUCAGCGAUUUACGCGCCUUCUUCUUCAACGCGCCACAUUAUCCUGCGGACAACGUAUGUAUAGUCGAUUGCAAGUCGGUUUUCACACACACUUUAUCGGGGAAAAAUUUUCAAGCUGCCAGAGCUGAAGGUCACUUCUGAUAUGUCUGCAUAGUAAUAGGAAAUGAAUAUAUAUAAAAAUUAUCCCUCGAAAUACAUAUAAUUUUCUCUUAAUUUGAAAUUAAUUCUCUCUCUCACAUUCUACAAAUAUCACACCUUGUACGGCUACAUCGGCUGCUGUCGUAAUCGAUUACGCGUACACACGUGGCUUCCAAUUCCGACGACUUGAAACAUGACAACUUCAUUCGAUAAAAAGUGUGCAAACCGAUUGGCAAUUGACUACACACGUGUAUGUGUUUUAUUGUCGAGUUACAAUCGAAUUGCAGUUACACGCGAUUAUAAAGUUGGCAAGUUGGUUAAUAACGAGAGAAAGACAUGAUAUGACCUUUUGCUGCGCGAGUGAGACAAAACGCGAGCAUAAAAGAUUUCACAACACUUAUAAUCGAUAACACGAGAGGCGUCCCAUGGCGUUGCAAUGAAACUACACGGUACAUUUCCUCGGCUUCGUGUAAGCCAAGAUGUACUUGGCUUCGUCUCUACGCCCGUGCUAAAUGUCUACACUCUCAAAGGAUAGGAACUUUCCCGCGAGACUGUCUUCGAAGUUUUCCGAACGAAAAGCAGAAUCGCGCUCAGCGAGUGUAUCCGAUCGGCGAACGACGCGAGUGCAUUAAAACGAAACUCCGGCUUUCUCCGCGCAAUUCUCCUUUUUCAAUGCUAACGAAAUUGCGCACGCGGCUUCUCGCGGCGACUCACGACCAAAGUUAGAUUAAAAAACGUCACGCGCCACUCAGAAAUCGUAUUCGCGCUUUUGACAUUACGAAAAGAGAUCCUUUUGGGCGAAUGCUUCCCCUUCAUUUGCGGUGGCCCAGCAGCUCUUUACACGAAGCCCCGCCUGCCUCUCCUUCUUUUUUACGCCAACUGCCGCUUUAAUGUCCAGGUUGCCGAGUUCGUUUCCACGGCAGCACGCGGUAAUGGAUCAAACUGUUUAAGCUCGCUCUAAGAGGUUUGCCGAGUCACCGAAUUUGCUUGUUUCUCUCUUUUUUUUUUUGUUUUUCUGUUCAUCGCGAGGCAGUGUGUACAGAGAUUGAUGUAACGUCUGCGUGUCCGUGAACUAAUUAAAAAAAAAAAAUUUCGCGAAAAGAUAUCCGCUUAUUCGUUACUACUAACGAACGACUGACUUUCCGCACGUGUACAGUGGGAUCUACUUUCGGCGUUUAUUACGUGCAACAACGAAUGACCAUUGGAUAUAUGUUUUUGCGUUAUUUUAUACAAAAUAAUAUAAUUCCAUUAUUCUGAAAAUGAGAACGUGAUAUUGAAAAUUAACAAUUAUUGUACAGUCAAGGUAAAAUACGUAUGUUUCACGGAGAGAGAGAAAGAGAGACAAAAUGGAGAUAUAUAUAUUUUGAUUAAUAUUUUGUAAAAUAAUACGUGGGUAUUUGCUAAAAUUAAUAGUUACUCAUUCACGUGGAAACGUUACAUCUCAUUAUCUUCUUUCUUCCUUUCUAUUUCAUAUUUCUAUAUUAUAUUCCAUCUUGUCAAUUUGCAUGAUAUUAAAAUUAAAAUUAUAUUUAAUGUCCGCAACUUGAAUCGCGCGUCCUCUUAGUCGAUCAUUCGUUGGUGCAUUCAUUGCGUUUUUCCAAAAGGACGAUUAGUAUUCCGUUGACGUUGCUCGGGAUUUACGAAAGCAACGGGUGGACGGUGAGAUCGGGCAGAGUCUACGCACGGACGCGUGAUAAAUUGGUUCAUCAUACGGAUGCAGACUGACAUGAUCUAUCUGCCGGUCGGCUACGUUCCACAUUGAAUUCCCCGAUGUUGGAAAUAAAAUGUACGUACGUGUACACACGCGCCAAGACUACGUGAAAACGCCUAGCCGACACGCGAAAGGACACUGCAUCACGGAAUAUUCCUGCUAAUUCCCGCUGUAAAUAAUUUCCACGAUUUCGCACGGCACUCUCGCGCGCUGUAUCUCGAAUCCGAGUGCGCUUGCGCUCGCGCAAGUAAACUUAUCGUGGAAAAGCGAUGACUCACGAAAUUCACGAUAAACCGUUCCGCCGAUCCGCGAAGAUACGAUGGCAACGAUAGAAGCUGACGGUUCUGCGGGAUUCUCGCCUGCGGAACGUGAGGCCCUCCUGGAAGUCCUGGACGAAUGCGCGGACUCAUUGGCCGUUUACCAAAACACCCUGAGACAACUGGCAACCGUCGCUAACGCUUUUCCCGAAAUUGGGAUUUCGGGAACGUCAAUUCUACAGUCACUCGGCGAAGACGACGCCGCGGGGACGACGAAUUCACGGAGGGUAGCUGCGCGUGAAAAGCUUCGGCAAGACAGUUGCAGUUUGUACGUGGGCAAUAUAAUACGGGACUUGAAGCGGGAAAUUAGCGAGCGCGGUACUAUCGAGGUAUUAAUCGAGGAGAUCGAGAGGAUCACGUCGCAGGAGAAGCAGGAGCGUCUUUUAUUGGAGGAACACGAUAAGGUGCAGGCGAUCGUGGACGAGUUACGAAAGGCAAUCGCCGAUAAGAAAACGUCGAACGAAGAGGCGGAGGAACACUUAACGAGGAAGCUCACUUUGACGCGGGACGAGAAGGAGAGGCUGAAACUAAUUAAGGACGCGGAGAUGAGAUACGUCCGAACGUGGGAAGAGGCACGUCGCGAGCAGAAUGUACUGCGCUACGAGUUGGAGAUGGACAAGCUGGCCAAGGCUCUCAACGAUUGUAACGUGCGCGAGAGGAACGAGAAUCGCGUGAAUAGCGAAUUGAUGCGCUACUUGACGCAGCGUAUAGCGCUCAUCGAGAAUCGAAUCGAGGAGUGGCGAUGCAGGUAUGAUCUUGAGAAGAAAAUGUACGAGAAGGAGAUCCGUAAAGUCCGCAAUGAGAUAGAAGAUGCUCGCGCGAACCUGGAGGACCUUACAACGGAGUACCGCAGUAACCAGGAAUUCAUCGACACAUACCUUGCGGAGCAGGAGGCGCUCAGAAGGCAAAAGGAGCACGAGGAUCACGUGCGCCGUAGCGCAAUCAGGAUGCAAGCCUGGUGGAGGGGCGUUAUGGUGCGCCGGAAGUUGGGGCCGUAUCGACCAGAGGAGAAAAAGAAGAAGCGGGCCGUUAAGACGAAGAAAUAACUUUCCCGACUUGAAGCCCUUAAACGUGUACACCGCGUCAACUCUAAUUCGUUCUACUUGAUCGGGUAGACGGCUAUUAAUUUAUCAGCGACUUGAUCGAGGUCGCGACUGCUUAAUUGAUCUCCCGUGCUGCUAAUUCAUUCCCAUGUUUGAUUAUUAUUCAUAUCACUAGAGUACGUGAGUUUUGGAGAAGGAGACAAUCUCAAUUGGGAAACUCGAGCGUCGACUGGCCGCGGGAAAAGUGCGUUGAAAUUAUUUUCGUUUGCUCAUCGUCGCCCGCGGUCCGGAAGGAAUCGAAAAGGGAAUAAUUUUCACGCGGGCGUUACUUGAAAAUGAUUUUCCUCACUCGUAAAGAAAAUAUUGUGAUCCUGCUUGUCGCACGCGGAUAUUAUAUUUCCGACGGAAAAUAUAAUUUGUCUUUAUUUUAUUUUUCCUACUCAUAUCGACACGAUAUUCGCGAAGAUCGCCGUAAGCACAAACAUCAAGAUUAAAAAGCACGAGAUUCAUCGUUAAAAAAUGCGGAAAAUUGCGCGAAUAACGACGUAGCGAGCGAAGCGACGCAUUAUCGGCGGCGAUUUUUUUACGAUAACGAAACGCAAAUUUCACGAAUCGCUGAAUGCCAAUUCGGUUCUUCGCGGAGCUCCUUCGUGACGCAACACUCAGAGUACUCGAGUAUUGUUCACGCAAGAAUCUCAUUUCCCGUGCAGCACUUCCUGGAUCCCGCGGCGCGUUUCUGAAACGCCGCAUGAAACGCUGUAAUAAUCGACACGGCUAUCUAUAUACGGCACGAAACGAAUAUGGCAUGCACGCGUCCAUGCGUAAAAGUAGUUUAUAUACGAUGUUCCUUUUCUUAUUUUUACUAGCGUAUACACGGAGAGAAUUGUGUGAUAAAAAUUACUAUAAAACUUUGUAACUGCGAGAAGUAGAUCGACAUUCCGCAGUAACUGACUACCCUUUCAUUUCGUACGUGUACUGUUUACAUUUUAGGGACUGAAAUGUUAAAAGUUUUUCUACGUUUCUUAGCAAGACGGACUUUACCGAUAGUCUAUUUCCGCACUACUAGACAAAUAUAGUAAAAUUUGAAAUUUUACUUAUAUGGAAAAUGGAUUAUAAUAUUCUCUCCAUGCAUUUGUUUAAAAGUGUACUGAGAAAGUAGCAGCUAGGGAAAGUGCGAUAACAUACUUCACUCUCGUGAGAAUAUUUUCUAAAUAAAACAUGCACGACAGUAUUACGGUGCACUUUCGUAUGAAACAUCGUGCUUUUGCUUUGUUGCGACUUAAUUAAUAUGUGCAGAAUAUUUUUUAAGAAGUUAUUAGUAUAAAUUAAGUAAAAAGAAAAGAAAUAAAAAAAUAGGUUGAAAAGAAAAGCAACUUUGUGUGAUUGAACCUUAUACCUAAUAAUUUAUGAUGUACGCAUAUCCGCGAGUUGUGCUCGUAUACUUCUAGAUAUAUUGAAAUAUUUUCCGAGUACCAUUUUACCCGUGUAAUUUAAGAGACGCGAGCUUUAAGACGAUCUGAGAUCUACCUACUGGCGUCGUCUACGAUACUAGCAGUCUGCUGAACAUCCUAAUCUAAGUGGUGUACUC